CGCCCGCGGUGGUGAGACGUAAUUUCGUCUGGUAGCAAUCAGAUUUGAGACUUGUAUAAAGUAAAAAUCGCGAAACAGAGAUUUAAAUAAUAUCGUUUUUAUUUCUCACCUGCGUGCCUUAGAUUUACAAUAAAACAUUUAGUGCGUUUAAGCAGAAUAAUCGAUUUGUUGUGUGAAUGUAUGCAUGUAGUGAAGAAUUUAGUGUCUUAUUGGAUUGUCUGUGAUUCGUCUGGUCUGUUGGGAAUCAUAAUAAGCGAGGUGUUAAGUUGUGACGCAGAAUGCCGAUCGCUCCGCGCGGCCCUCCGCCCGUUUCAACACCGCCCUACCACCAGCCGCUCCCUAGGAGACCUAGCUUAGACCUCAAGUGUCCUUCUAUAGUCUAACAUUUUAUACGCCUCUUUUAUACCGACCCAUUAGUAAUAAGUACGCACAGUGCUUGUGUUAAGUGCCGCGCGCGUGUGAGUGUGUGUGUGUAGAUGGUGCGGCCGACAUGGGAAAGUCCUCGGCGCGAACACAUGGCCAAGACAAUGAACGAAGAAUCAAAGCUAACAACAGAGAGUACAAUGCGCAGUUUCGUUAUGCAAACAACUACAUCAAAACAUCGAAGUACUCGAUCGUGACAUUCCUGCCGCUGAAUCUGCUAGAGCAGUUCCAGCGGCUAGCGAAUUUCUACUUCCUCUGCUUGUUAGUGCUACAGCUGAUCCCGGCGAUAUCGUCGCUCACGCCGAUCACGACGGCCAUCCCGCUCAUAGGCGUGCUGUCGCUCACUGCCAUCAAGGACGCGUACGACGACUUUCAACGUCACCAAAACGAUUCCCAAGUGAAUCACAGGCGGGCUAAGACCCUGCGCAAUGGCAAGCUGGUGGAGGAGAAGUGGGCUUCGGUGCAGGUGGGGGACGUCAUCCGGCUGGAGAACGAUCAGUUCGUGGCCGCAGACAUCUUGCUGCUCAGCAGCUCGGAGCCAAACGGCCUCUGCUACAUAGAGACUGCUGAGCUGGACGGGGAGACGAAUUUAAAAUGUCGUCAGUGCCUUCCCGAGACCGCGGCCAUGGGCCAGGACGACGCACAACUGGGCGCCUUCGACGGCGAGAUCGUCUGCGAGACGCCCAACAACCUACUUAAUAAGUUUGAAGGCACGUUAAGCUGGCGCGAGCAGCACUUUUCCCUUGACAACGAUAAGAUCUUGUUGAGAGGCUGCGUGCUGCGCAACACGUCGUGGUGCUACGGCGUCGUCGUGUUCGCGGGCAAAGACACCAAGCUCAUGCAGAACUCCGGGAAAACGAAGUUCAAGCGCACCAGCAUAGAUAGGCUACUUAAUUUUCUUAUUAUAGGGAUAGUAUUCUUCCUCCUGUCGAUGUGCGUGUUCUGCACCGUGGCGUGCGGCAUCUGGGAGUGGAUGGUGGGGCGCUACUUCACCGCGUACCUGCCGUGGGACACGCUGGUGCCCAGCAGCGACCCCACCAUGGGCGCGGUGGUGAUCGCCUUCCUCGUCUUCUUCUCCUACGCCAUUGUCAUGAACACUGUCGUGCCUAUAUCGUUGUAUGUUUCAGUUGAGGUUAUAAGAUUUGCACAGAGUUUCCUAAUAAAUUGGGAUGAAAAAAUGUAUUACGACAAAAGUGGUACCGCGGCAAAGGCGAGGACGACCACACUCAACGAGGAACUCGGUCAAAUUCAGUACAUAUUCUCAGAUAAAACGGGUACCCUUACACAGAACAUAAUGACGUUCAACAAGUGCUCCAUAGCGGGCAUCUGUUACGGCGACGUGGUGGACGAAAUCACAGGCGAAACCAUCGAACUCACUGAGGCGUGCGUCGAGCGCGGCGGCCGGCGCAGCACUGGCGGCGCGGCGCGGUGCGCGCGUGCGCGGCUGCUGGACACCGAGCACCAGCAGGGCCGCAGCACGCCGGGCGCGCGCCGGCCUGCGAGCGAAGCGCAUAACACCGAGCCCUUGGAUUUCUCCUUCAACCCAGAAUACGAGCCGGAGUUCAAGUUCUUCGACUCGACGCUGCUGGAAGCGGUGAAGAGAGGGGAUCCGGAAGUGCACGAUUUUUUUCGGCUGCUCGCGCUUUGCCACACGGUCAUGCCGGAACAGAAGAAUGGGCGGUUAGAGUACCAGGCGCAAUCUCCAGAUGAGGCGGCUCUGGUAUCGGCCGCCAGAAAUUUUGGUUUUGUGUUCAGAGAACGCUCGCCUAAUAGUAUUACAAUAGAAGUUAUGGGGAAUACAGAGGAGUAUGAUUUGUUAUGUAUAUUAGAUUUUAAUAAUGUUAGGAAAAGAAUGUCCGUGAUAUUGAGGAAGGAUGGUGAAAUUAGGUUAUAUACAAAAGGUGCUGAUAAUGUAAUAUACGACAGAUUAAAAUCAAACCAAGCGGAAGUGAAGACGAGAACACAGGAGCAUUUAAAUAAAUUCGCGGGCGAAGGUCUCCGAACCCUGGCUCUAGCGUGGCGGCCGCUGGAGGAGCGCGGGUUCGCGGAGUGGAAGCGGCGCCACCAGGCGGCGGCGCUGGCGCUGCACGACCGCGACGAACAGCUCGACGCCAUCUACGAAGAGAUCGAGACUGAUCUCAUGUUGAUGGGUGUCACUGCGAUAGAAGACAAAUUACAAGAUGGCGUUCCGGAAACGAUAGCGAAUCUCAGCAUGGCAGGAAUAAAGAUCUGGGUAUUAACAGGAGAUAAACAAGAGACUGCAAUUAACAUCGGUUACUCAUGUCAGCUGUUAACCGACGAUAUGGCGGAGGUGUUCGUGAUAGACGGGAUCGCGUACGACGAUGUGGAGAGACAACUGGCCAAAUGCCGGGACUCUAUUCGCGUUGUUAACACGUUUCUUCCUCACGGCCCUCUAGCGAAAUCGCCGUCAGAAGCGAACGGCACGCGGCCGUCGCCGGCGCGCGCCGCCAACGUGAAGCUGAACGCGCCCGCCGUGUCCGUCGUCACAUUUAGGUGGGGACAUAACUCAAUACCACACGACAGCAAUGAGUACGUGUCGGGCGGCGGGCCGUUCGCGGAGUCGCACGAGCCCGCCAACGACGACUCCAACGGGUUCGCGAUCGUCGUCAACGGGCACUCGCUGGUGCACUGUCUGCAUCCCAAGCUGGAGGAGAGGUUCCUGGAAGUGGUGCUGCAGUGUCGCUCGGUGAUCUGCUGCCGCGUGACGCCGCUGCAGAAGGCGAUGGUGGUGGAGCUCAUCAAGAAGAGCCGCAAGGCCGUCACGCUCGCCAUCGGGGACGGCGCCAACGACGUCUCUAUGAUCAAAGCGGCGCACAUCGGCGUAGGGAUCUCCGGGCAAGAAGGCAUGCAAGCGGUGCUCGCCUCAGACUACUCGAUCGCGCAGUUUCGCUUCCUUCAGCGACUAUUAUUGGUCCACGGACGGUGGUCCUACUACCGAAUGUGCAAAUUCCUGCGAUACUUCUUCUAUAAGAACUUCGCGUUCACCGUGUGCCACUUCUGGUUCGCGUUUUUCUGCGGAUUUAGUGCGCAGACGGUGUUCGACGAGAUGUUCAUAUCCGUGUACAACCUGUUCUACACGUCGCUGCCGGUGCUGGCGCUGGGCGUGUUCGAGCAGGACGUGUCGGACGCGACGGCGCUGCAGUUCCCCAAGCUGUACGCGCCCGGCCACACCAGCCAGCUGUUCAACAAGACGGAGUUCAUCAAGUCCACGCUGCACGGCUGCUUCACGUCGCUCGUGCUGUUUCUCAUACCCUAUGGUACUUACAAAGAUGGAUUGGCGCCUGAUGGCAAGGUCUUAUCGGAUCACAUGCUGUUAGGAAGCGUCGUAGCUACUAUAUUAAUUAUUGAUAAUACUACACAAAUUGCCCUGGACACGACGUACUGGACGGCGUUCAACCACAUAACAAUCUGGGGCUCGCUCGUGUCGUACUUCGUGCUGGACUACUUCUACAACUACGUGAUAGGCGGCCCAUACGUCGGCUCGCUCACUGUAGCGUUAACGCAGCCCACCUUCUGGUUCACUGCCGUUUUGACCAUGAUAAUCCUGAUGGUGCCGGUGGUGUCGUGGCGGCUGGCGUGCUCGUGGACGCGGCCCACGCUGGGCGAGCGGCUGCGCGCGCGCCAGCGCCGGCGCGCGCCGCCCGCCGCGCCGCGCACGCCGUCCGCGCGCCGCGCGCGCCGCUCCGUGCGCUCGGGCUACGCCUUCGCGCACCAGGAGGGCUUCGGCCGCCUCAUCACGUCCGGCAAGAUCAUGCGCCGCAUCCCGCACGCGGACGCGGCGCUGUCGGCGCUGGCGGCGCUGCCCGGCAAGUUCCACGCGCGCGGCUCGCCGCCCGCCUCGCCCGCGCCCGCCCCCGCGCCCGCGCCGCGCGCGCCCACGCAGAACCUCGCCACGGUCGACUUAUGAGCCGCGGCCGCUCGCAUUGUGAUAACGUUGAUAGAUUUAAAGAUUCGUAUUAUUGCCUAUAUUGAAUUAUAUUUGUUGAUCGAAAUAUAUAUUGAUAGAUAUUUAUUACGGUACGUACUAAGAUUACUCUUUUAUAUUGGAGAAGCGUAGCUAGUUUUCGUAACGUUCCUUUACGUGUGUAGACGUGCAUAGUUUCGUUACCGCCGGCACCUGACACCGCGCGCGUCACCUCGGACGCGGACGUUUUUAAAGUGAAAAUAGAAUUUCUACCGAGACCGUGAUGUGUGGAUGAUGAGAUUGCGACUGUUCCCGCGUACUGCUACAUUCGUCGGUUGAGGACGGCCCGCGGGCUCACGAUGUACUUAGUUAUCCUCGCGCCACUUUGGGGCUCUUUAUAUUUUCACUUCUCGUAGCAACCGCCCGCCGCCGCCCACCUCAUACGACCGGCUCUAUCUGUUGAGCUUAUUAAGUAUUAAGUUUUACUUUCGUUCUUUUUUACUUUUAUUUUCAGUGUCUGAAGUCAUAAUAAAAUGUGCAUCUUAAACCAAACAAAUUGAAGGUUACGGACAGUCAAUAUGUUAUAUAAUAAUAGAAACAUAUCUUUGUAUAAAUUCUGUGAUUAUUUUUUAUGUGCCUACUUGUUUACAUAAUCUUCUAAAAAUUAAAACAUGUAAUUUAUUUAUGUAAGUGUACUUAAGUUUAAAUUUUCUCAAAUAUUUGCACGCUUACUUCUUUCCUGUAACCUGUGGAAACAACCAUUAUAGUUAACAACGUUUCUUUUACCUGUUCAUAAUUUUUUAUAGUAUGCAGUUUAAAAAAAUUGAUCUUUAGUGUCAUUAGUGCCAAAAUCAACACCAAAACAAAUGCAAUUUUCAUAGUUAAAUUUGCAUAUUUAUGCUGUUUGUAUUUCUUUUUGUGAUAAUAUAAAAUAUUGACUGUCAGUGUAUAAAAUCAAUGUUAUAAAAUAAAUAUAUUUGCU
Messenger RNA from Amyelois transitella, 5330 nucleotides. RefSeq names its product probable phospholipid-transporting ATPase IM (gene ATP8B). Gene Ontology annotation, cellular component: plasma membrane. The record is from RefSeq and is a predicted model, not a curated record. The transcript is spliced from 25 exons. Bases 491 to 4351 code for a protein of 1286 amino acids. Gene Ontology annotation, molecular function: magnesium ion binding; ATP binding; ATPase-coupled intramembrane lipid carrier activity. Gene Ontology annotation, biological process: phospholipid translocation; Golgi organization. Lineage: Eukaryota; Metazoa; Arthropoda; Insecta; Lepidoptera; Pyralidae.